AUAUUUCCUCAUAUUUUAAAAAAUACUAUUUGGCGGUCUCCGGCCGCCUUGCCGUUUCGUGCUACAUGGUUUGCAAUUCCCUCCAUUAGCCGUUCAAAAAGCAGUUACGAAGCGACACUAAAACGGUUACAAAGCCAUCUCUGCCGUCGUCCUUUGCUCUCACUGUGCAAAUUCUGCGUUAUUUCUUUCUUUUCUUCGACAAUGGCGAGGUUCAACUUGGAAGGCGACGAGAUUAAACCACUAACAAUCUGCUUGAUUUCCGGUGGCUGCUUCAUUGGAUCACACCUCUGCGAGAAGAUCUUGGCUGACACCUUUCACAAGGUCAUAGUUGUCGAUGUUUACACUGACAAGAUCAUCCAUCUCUUUAACAGGUCUUCCCCAUGGCUUGACCGCAUUGUUUUCCACAACGUCGACAACAACGCUGAAUCAUCUCGCCUCGAGCCAUUUAUGCAGAAAUCAGAUAUUAUUAUCAAUCUUACGUCAAUCAACCACCCAGCAGAUUACAAUACCAGGACAAUGGAUACAAUUUACUGCAACUUUAUUGAUGCAGUUCCAGUGGUUAGAUACUGUACUCGGAAGAAGAAACGUUUGAUUCAGUUCUCUUCCUGUGAAGUUUAUGGAAAGACUAUUGGGAGCUUUUUAACAGAAGAUCAUCCUCUCCGAGAGGACCCCAAAUUUUAUGUUCUCAAAGAAGAUGAGUCUCCAUGUAUCUUAGGCCCAACUGAGAAAAAAAGAUGGGCCAACGCCUGUGCAAAGCAAUUGAUUGAAAGGCUAAUAUAUGGUAGAGAAGUUAACUGUUCCAUUUAUGUUUUUCUUUUAUUUGUUCUGUUUGUUACAUUGAGUUUAACAUUACACCUGAGUAGCAAUGCAGCUGAGAGUGCUAAGUUUGGCCUUGAGUUUACCAUUGUAAGGCCUUUCAAUUGGAUCGGUCCAAGAAUUGACUAUAUUCCUGGCAUUGAUGGCGAACGUCGGGGAGUCCCAAGGGUUUUUGCUUGCUUCAGUAGUAAUCUCUUGCGUGGAGAGUCACUAGAACUUGUUGAAGGUGGACACUCCAAAAGAACUUUUUGCUAUAUCAAGGAUGCAAUUGAGGCUCUUCUUCUAAUGAUUGAAAACCCCGAGAAGGCAAAUGGGCAUUCUUUCAAUGUGGGCAAUCCAAACAAUGAGGUUUCAAUGAAAGAGCUGGCAAACCUGAUGAUAGAGGUGUAUGCAAAUGUUUCUGGUCAGCCUGCCUCUAACUUUUCAACAGUUGAUGUGAGCUCAGAGGAUUUCUAUGGCAUAGGCUAUGAUGACUGUGAUAGGCGCAUCCCUGACAUGACUCUUAUUCACAGGCAACUUGGCUGGAUUCCAAUGACUUCUCUUCAAGAAAUCCUGGAAGUUACACUAAGAUAUCAGCAUGAAACAUAUUCCGAGGCAGUCAAGCACGCAACUUCAGAAUCUUAAGUCCUUUCUCGCUUCAUACAGAAAAUCCAUUUUUUUUCAUACAAAAAUUACACUGUUAAAACAGGCAUUUGUAUGAAAUACAAUCACUGUAUCUAUGUUGUAUAUGAAACUUGACAGAUAAAAAGUGAUGUUCAUAGGCAAUGAUUUUUCUGAUUCAAAUCCUUUGUUGUAGAACCGAACUCCAAUGAUUUUUCUGUACAUCCAAAUUCAAUUCACAUUGUUGGACUCUUACC
This is a messenger RNA of Hevea brasiliensis (rubber tree), 1673 nucleotides long. Its product is annotated as UDP-D-apiose/UDP-D-xylose synthase 2. NCBI's taxonomy places the organism in Eukaryota, Viridiplantae, Streptophyta, Magnoliopsida, Malpighiales, Euphorbiaceae. The transcript has 8 exons. The record is from RefSeq and is a predicted model, not a curated record. The coding region runs from base 202 to 1440 and encodes 412 amino acids.